ACAAUUGCAUUAACAAAUGUCACCUCUUCUGAUGUGAAAUCACAACAAACAAGGGAAUAGCUUGGAGUUUUUUUCCUUAUAUAUUUUAAGUAAUCCUUCAAAGUGAAUCACCUAUUUGGCUAUUUACCUAUACACUCAACCCCCUACUACCAUCUCUUCUCUCCUAUAGCCUUUGUUUCCAUUUUACAUUUCCAACUCUUUUUCAAAAUGAAGAUCAAUUGCCGCAAAGAAGCAUGCAUAUAAGACAACACCCUCCUCCACCCAUGGCUCAAAGCCAAGAUGAUGACAUCAAGGAGAUUAAUUAAUUUUCAGGGCUUGAAGUUUGCUACUGGUGAUUUGUGGUAUAUUGAGGCUUGAACACUGCAAUUUAUUGUGAAAUACACAGAGGAAGUUCUAUAGCAGGUUCCUGCUACACGAUACAUCAACCCCACUUGGUACUUUUCUUCUUUUCUUCUUUGAUCUUGGUUCCUGUUUCAGGUCCCAUUUGAGAACCAUGAAGCAAAAAACGCCACCAUUGAUCACAGGGAGAAUUGUGUUGAAGCAGAGCAGUGAAAAGUCAAUACUGCCACCACCACCCCAGCAACGCUUGAGAGCGGCUAGAGAGUCUCCCAAGACACCACCUGAGGUUGUGAAUAGAGUUUUGUCCAUUUCAUCAACCAGAGCUAAGUCUGUGCCUCCAGACUUGAAGAACAGUUCAAAGGCCAAAAGGGGUCUUGUGCUGAACAAGGCUAAGUCAAUUGAAGAGGUUGAGGGGUCUCAGAAGGGUAGGGAGGGUGAAGAGGCUAAGGUUGUUGUUCUUUCUGCUGCUGCUCGGAUACGGAGAAGGGUUGGGGAUUUUGGUUUGAGGAGGGGUGAAGAUGAUCCUGAUGGGAAGAAUAAGAAGAAGCAAAAGGAGGUGGAGGAGGAGUUGAAGGAGAAGCUUGAGGUGAGUGAGAGCUUGAUUAAGAAUUUGCAGUCUGAGAUGCUGGAGUUGAAGGUUGAAUUGGAUAAAGCUAGGAGUGUGAACAUGGAGCUUGAGUCUCAGAACAGAAAGCUCACUCAGGAGCUUUCUGCUGCUGAAGCUAAGAUAGCAGCACUUGGCAACAGUGUAAAGAAGGAGCCAAUUGGAGAACACCAGAGUCCCAAAUUUAAAGACAUUCAGAAACUCAUUGCUGACAAAUUGGAACGGUCUAAAGUAAAAAAGGAAACCGUUCCUGAAGCAAUUUUUGUUAAAGCAUCAAUUCCAGCUCCAACACCAAGUCGUGCCGUUCCUGAAACUAAUAUAGGAAGAAAAUCUCCGCCCAACCUAUGCCUGCCACUGCCUCCACCACCGCCACCACCAAUCCCAUCUCGGCCUUUAGCAAAAUUGGCUAAUAUCCAAAAGCCCCCUGCAAUUGUGGAACUAUUUCACAGCUUGAAGAAUCAAGAUGGAAAGAAAGACUCAAAAGGAAUGGUGAAUCAUCAGAGACCAGUAGCUAGUAGUGCACACAGUAGCAUUGUAGGAGAAAUUCAAAACCGUUCAGCGCAUCUUUUAGCUAUAAGGGCAGACAUUGAAACCAAAGGAGAGUUCAUUAAUGACCUUAUAAAGAAGGUGGUUGAUGCAGCCUACGUGGACAUUGAAGAGGUCCUAAAGUUUGUUGAUUGGCUUGAUGGUGAACUUUCCACAUUGGCUGAUGAGCGCGCUGUCUUGAAGCAUUUUAAGUGGCCUGAGAAGAAAGCUGAUGCAAUGAGAGAGGCUGCAGUUGAGUAUCGUGAGCUUAAAAUGUUAGAACAGGAGAUUUCCUCUUUCAAGGAUGACCUUGACAUUCCAUGUGGAGCUUCCUUGAGAAAAAUGGCUUGCCUAUUGGACAAGUCUGAGCGGAGCAUACAGAGGCUAAUCAAACUGCGAAGUUCUGCCAUACGGUCAUAUCAAGUGUACAACAUUCCAACUGCAUGGAUGCUUGAUUCUGGAAUGAUGAGCAAGAUAAAGCAGGCUUCCAUGACUCUGGUCAAGAUGUACAUGAAAAGAUUGACAAUAGAGCUUGAAUCCAUUCGGAAUUCAGACAGAGAAUCUAGUCAAGAUUCUCUUCUUCUUCAGGGAGUCCAUUUUGCAUAUAAAGCCCAUCAGUUUGCUGGUGGUUUGGACUCGGAAACGUUGUGUGCUUUUGAAGAGAUAAGGCAACGCGUCCCAGGAAACCUAGCAGGGUCUCGAGAACUUUUAGCCGGCAUACCAUCAUCAUGAGAAGAGAAACCAUUGAUUUUUAAUGCUUCUGCUGCUGCUAAUGGUUAGAAAUUUGGCUCCUAAGCUAAAACAUCCAUUAUUCUUUUUCUUAUCUCCAAUGCUUACACUAUGAACCCCUCAGAAGAAAUAUGGAGGAACAAGAUCAAGAGAUUCUGAAGAAAGAACACUCUAAAUAGUUAAGUCAAAGUGCUAGUCUGCUUUCAAAUCCUGUCAAGACCUAGGAAUAGAGGAUUUUCUGUUGAGAUUUGUGUAAUUUCAAUGGUGAAUUUUUUAUCUAGCUCUCUCUAAUGCUGUAACAGAGAACAUGAAGAAGCAGCUUUGCCGUGUGUAGAUGCAUAUAAUUAACUUUUACCAAGCUGUUUUAAUAAUUUAAUUACCAUGUUCAAUUUGUAGACAUUUUGAAGCAA
Lotus japonicus is the source of this 2607-nucleotide messenger RNA. Its product is annotated as protein CHUP1, chloroplastic. Gene Ontology annotation, biological process: chloroplast organization. The coding region runs from base 494 to 2200 and encodes 568 amino acids. Gene Ontology annotation, cellular component: chloroplast outer membrane. The record is from RefSeq and is a predicted model, not a curated record. Lineage: Eukaryota; Viridiplantae; Streptophyta; Magnoliopsida; Fabales; Fabaceae. The transcript has 9 exons.